AUGAUUCCAAAUUAAAAUAUGAUGGACUAUCAUUUAAAUGGUCAAUAACCGCCAUAGAAUCAAUAGUUUUAGUUCAACCCUAUGCAAUAUAAUUAGCCACCACCUCAUAAUUAAUAUUCAAAUUAGCCAUAUUUCCAACAACCUUAAGGAUUUUUACCUGACUAAUAAUCUAUGUAUCAAAAUUAAUAAUAGCAGUAAUUCAUGAUGCAUCCUCCUCCUAAUUUUCCGAUUUUGCAACCCCAAUAGCAACAAUCUGCUUCUGCAUAACAUAAUAUGAUUCUAGAAUAAGUUCUCAGCAAAAAUAAUGAAAAGCUAAAGAAUUCGCAACCAAAAAAUGCAUGCAGCUUUCAUCCAACUGCAAUUUCUAAAUCUUGCAGAACUUGCAGAAAAAUUGCAGCUGAAUAAGAAAGUAAAAGCAAGGAAUAGAAGGACCAAGAAAAAAAGGAUAAAAUGGAUGACGAUUUAGACGCUGAAUUGAUUGAAGUGCUUCCUUCUACUGAAAAAGGAGAAAAUAAUAUUUUUAGUAUUUGGGAAUAUGAUAGCUCUGGUACCUUAAAUCCAAAGCUUAAAACAAAUAUUAUGAAUAGCAGCUAUUUUAAAAUUGAUUUAUUCAGCUUAAAAACUUACCAUGAAGUUAUUGAUGAAAUUUAAAAGCAUGUUAAUCAUGCUGAACCCUAUGCCAUAGGUCCUACUGGUGUGCCUUCAACACUUUUCUGCUGUCUUUAUAAAUUUAUGCUUAUGAAAUUAACAGUAAAAUAGGUAAAGGGUUUAGUAGAGUACAAGCAAAGUCCAAUGGUUCGUGCAAUUGGUUUUUUAUAUAUAAGAUUUUGUUGUGAUCCUAAAUAUAUGUUUGCUUGGUUUAAGAAACACUUACUUGAUGACGAAGAAUUUAAACCUGGUGCUGAUAAAAACUCCCCUAAUAUGACUAUCGGAGAUUAUGUAGAAAAGUUGUUAAGUGAUCAAGAAUAUUAUGGGACAAGACUUCCAAGAAUUCCUAUUAAAAUUGAAACUAAAAUAAAAGCUAAACUAGUCUUGAAUUAAGAGAAAAGAGAUAGAAAAUAAAGUAAUUUAGAAAACAUCUCUAAAUUUUAAAAGGAAACUCCUGUCAUUGCUAUUUCUAGUGUUGAUGGAGAAUGGCAUGAAGGUAUUGUUGAAAAAAUUGAAGGAAAGCUUGUUUAAGUUAGAUUUUUACCAGACAAAAACUUUGAAGGAUGCAAUGAAUUAAUCAAUUUUGGUGAAGUUGAACUUGUUAACUCUGAUGAUGCAAAUGAAGAUAAAAACCAAUCUUAUAAAAGCAAAAGCAGAUCAAGAUCUGUAGAAAAGGAAAAAAGAAGAAAAUCUAGAUCUAGGUCAAAAUCAGGUAAAAGAAAAAGAAGCAGAUCAAAAGAUAAAAAGAAAAAGCAUAGUAGCAGAUCAAGGAGUCAUGAUAAACACAAAAAGCAUAAAAAAAGAUCAAGUAGAAGUAGAUCAAGAGAUCGUGAACGUGAACGUGAUCGUGAUCGUGACCGUAAGCAUAAAAGAUCUAAAUCAAAAGAAGAAAACAAGGCCAAGAGUAAAAUUGAGUCCAUGAAGCAGAGAGAAUAAAGAAUAGAAGAAGAAAUUAGAAGAAGAUAAGCUGACUAAGCUGUUGCAUAUAGUAAAAGUGAUGUUGCAAGAAUACCCUAAAGCUAUAAAACAGCAUUAAGUGGAAAUAUCUCUAAAAUUGCCUAGUCUGGAAGAAGUCCUUCAACCGGUAGAAGAGAAGAAUUUGUUGAAACAGUAAUUCCAAGUGUUGCAGAAAACAGAAACAAAAAAUAAAAUGAAUAAGAAAAGCAACCUACUAAGCAAAAAACAUAAGAAUAAAUUGAAAAAGAGCAAAGAAUGUUACAAAUGUAUGGUGGUGAUGUCCAAACUAAAGGAUCAGCUUACACUUAAAACAGAUAAGCCAGUGAUUAUGCUUGA
This is a messenger RNA of Tetrahymena thermophila SB210, 1941 nucleotides long. RefSeq names its product PRP38 family protein. Gene Ontology annotation, cellular component: precatalytic spliceosome. Lineage: Eukaryota; Ciliophora; Oligohymenophorea; Hymenostomatida; Tetrahymenidae. The transcript has 8 exons. The record is from RefSeq and is a predicted model, not a curated record.